Messenger RNA from Teleopsis dalmanni, 1389 nucleotides. Its product is annotated as mitochondrial import inner membrane translocase subunit Tim17-B. The coding region runs from base 393 to 914 and encodes 173 amino acids. NCBI's taxonomy places the organism in Eukaryota, Metazoa, Arthropoda, Insecta, Diptera, Diopsidae. Gene Ontology annotation, molecular function: transmembrane protein transporter activity. Gene Ontology annotation, biological process: protein import into mitochondrial matrix. The record is from RefSeq and is a predicted model, not a curated record. Gene Ontology annotation, cellular component: mitochondrial inner membrane; TIM23 mitochondrial import inner membrane translocase complex. The transcript has 5 exons.
AGAGAGGUAUUCAGUUUAGUUUGCUGUUGAACGGCGUGCAAAGUGACAGAAAGUAACAAUGCGUUGGGUUCAUAGUUGGCGUUAAGUGCUUAUGUUCAACUAACAUAAGUGUACAGGUAUUCUAUAACGACAUUAUCAAAAAUUUUACGCCGUAUAAAUUUUGACACAGUAACGAGUAAUCGUUUGCAGUUAAAGUAGUUCAUUGCAAAUGACAAUUCUAAAAACGUUCAAUAAUAUGAUUUUUACGUGUUCCUUAUGAUUGGAAUAAAAGUUCUUAAAAGUUAUUUGCUACAAAAAAUAUAGAAAAAUUUUAAAAGUAAAUUCCAUUUAGGACUUAUAAGAAAUAACGAUCUGAACACGUUUAACAAACCGUAUUACACAUAUAUAUCACAAUGGAAGAGUAUGCCAGAGAGCCAUGUCCUUAUCGAAUUGUCGACGAUUGCGGCGGUGCUUUUGCUAUGGGAUGUAUUGGGGGAGGCAUAUUUCAAGCCAUAAAGGGUUUCAGAAACGCACCUUCUGGUAUAAGCAAAAGAAUGAUCGGAAGUUUGUCGGCUAUUAAAACGCGUUCUCCCGUCAUAGCUGGAAAUUUUGCAGUUUGGGGAGGUAUGUUUAGUACAAUAGAUUGUACACUGGUUCAUUAUAGAAAGAAAGAAGAUCCAUGGAACUCUAUUAUUAGUGGUGCUGCAACUGGUGGUAUAUUAGCUGCAAGAAAUGGAAUACCUGCUAUGGCUGGAAGUGCAAUUAUUGGUGGUGUACUUUUAGCAUUAAUUGAAGGAGUUGGUAUACUAUUUACACGUCUUUCUGCUGAACAAUUUCGUACUCCUGGUCCACCGUCUGAAGAUCCUGCUGCCUUGGGAGAUCCUUCAAAAGUGUUUUCGUUUGGCCAAUCUUCAAGCCCAGGAGAAUACCAAUAAAUUAUAAGUUUAUAUUUCAAAAUUGUAACUUUUUAAAAUACGAAAUUUAUUCUAAGAUAUAUUUAAUUUUUUUAGUGACGUAUAUACAUUUAAAAAAAUCUAAUUACAUUGUGUUUAUUGUAUCCUAAGAAGAUUAACUAAAAUCUGGUAUGGCAUUAGUGACAAUAUACCAUACAUUAGUACAUAGUUUUACCUGAUAAUUUGAUUUUGAAAUAGUUUUGUAUAGUUAAUACUUUAGUUAAAUAAUUACAGAAAGUAGUGCUUAAUAUUACAUUGAAAAGUGUAUCUAAUAAGUGUUUUUAAAUUAGAAUUUAUUUGUUAUAUAUCUACUGUAUUGAUUUUCAUACAAGCACCGAAGCUACCCUCCAUUUUACUAUCAGUGUACUCUAUUACACUCUAAGCGCAAAUACAUUAAUUAUCUCUGUUCUAUUAUUAGAAGAAAUUACUAAAUAUAUAUAAUUUUAUAAAUUUAUUU